UCCCUUGCUCUCAGCUGCUCCUAGUUCGGUUUGUGGUUCUGUGUCUCCUCUUUGUUUCUCUGCCGCUGCCCACUUAACCUGGGUACCUUGUCUCGUACCUCUACUCUCCCUUGCUCCUCCGACAUCCACAUUAUCUCUCCGUCUUCGACGUCAUCCUCGACUUGCUCCCCCCCCCCCCCUCUCUCUCUCUCUCUCUCUCUCUCUCUUUCUUUUCCUCCCUGCCUUGUACAGUACCUCAUCUUUCGAACACUCACGCACCCAUUCACUCACUCCACCUGCCUUCUCUUUUCUUCCUUUCUAUCAUUCUCUUGCAUUGACUCUGAUACUUCCUCUCCGUGCUGCCAAUCCAACUCCUGCACCUAAAUGUUCUUCUGUAUUUUGUUCUACUCGCUGCGUAACGCAUAUAUUCCGACGUCGCUCUAUUCAUGAUUGGACCCCUGCCUCUGUUCACUCUAGCCCUCGCCCCCAAUCCUGCCUUUAAAUCUUUGCCUUUUGGUGUGAAGGGAAGUGCAGGAAAAGGAGGGAGAGAAGGAUAGUCUGCCAUUAUCUGAACAGGCCUGCGGAUCCGUUAUUACUUGAAGGGCAUUUUCGUCUGUGAGUUGUGAUUUUACAACUAUUUUCUGAUGUUUUAGGGUAGGAUUAUCAACGGUAUCAUUCGGACUUCUUUCAAUCCUUCCCUGAAUAAACAGGAUUUCCAGUGCAUUACGUGUUUAGGAAAGUUCGUAGAGAACUGCUAGGUCGCUGGGGCUUACGUAGCUGUGUGAAAUUGAGGAAAUGGGUGAGAUGAUGGCAAAAAUAAAUGAUUUGGAGGAGGGGGCGUACGCAUCGGAGCUGCAUUUUGCGGUGAAAGAGAACGAUGUGAAGAGGAUUCGAAUUUUGCUGCAAGAGGGGGUUGUAAAAGUGACCAGCCGUGAUGUCAUUGGUCGCACUCCCCUGCAUUGGGCCUUAGUGAUUGGAAGCGAUGAAGCCGCAAAGGUUCUAAUAGUUAAUACGCCACGAAAAGCUCUUGAUACAAGAGACCAGCAGGGUUGCACACCUCUUCACUAUGCUACGGCCCGUGCUCACGCUACCAUGGCCAGGGUUCUCAUUGAGAGAGGAGCCUCCAUCAAUGCCGUGGACUCUAAUGAGAGGACUCCAUUGCAUUACGCGGCUCUGCAGAUGAGCCCUGAGUUGGUCGAGCUACUCAUCAGCCGCGGCGCGAGCAAGGACCUUCUGAAUGUUUAUGGCGAAUCUCCUCUUGAUGUUGCACAGAAGUGGGGUUGCUUGUCAUCAAUUCCAUGCUUAACACCUGAUCCUGUGAACGUGAAGACGACGCCGAUUGUCAGUGACAAGCAGCUUAUGGAGAAAGUUCGUGCUGGAGGCGACAAAAGUACUGUGAGCCCUGUUUCCGCGGAGAAACCAACUACCAAGACUGGUCCGUCGCUUGAAAAAUUGUUGGGUGUGUGGAAGGCCUCAGAGACUGAGGCUCGCAGGAAAAAGGAGGCUGAAUUAGAGGCCGCUCACAAGGCCAAUGCGGCCUUACAAGAAGCACUGAGAGCAUGGAGGCAAAUGGAGCAAGAGAGCAGAUCCCAGAAACUUGUGGGACAGGAAAGCCCAGGCUCAUCGGAUGCGUGUUAUGCCAAAACAUCCGGUGGAGGUGACGCAAAGUUUCUAGCAGGAGGGUAUACGGACCAGGCUUCAACGUCCAUUUCAGACUUCAAACUUGUUGAUUUCAAGGGAUUAGCAGUUGAAACUGGCGCUUCCUGCGACGAGGAUGACUCUUUGACAUCUUGCACCGUAAAAACUAGGAGAGAUUUGUCAUGGUGCACAGAAUGGGAGACUCAAGAAAGUGUGCCGGAGGUUGCGCAAUCUAUUUCGCCGAGGGAAAGGAAGCCAAUACCUAGUGAACCUAAAGAGGAAAACCUUGCGUGGUUACAGGUACCAACGUACAUGCAGACGUUGGACCUCAAUUUUGAUAACCCUAGACCACUUAAAAGAUUCAAUUCUUUCGAUGGUUCUCAUUUCAUCAUACAGGUCGGGGGACUGGCCACUAAGUUACCCUUCAUGUCUAGCUUGGAGGUUUAUUGAGCCUACACCAUUUUACUGUUUUUUUUACCCCGUAGCACUGAAGUGGAUUUUUUUUUUAUAAAUCCAUUUUCCAGCACGUAGCAUGUGCCUUGAUGGUGGUCUUGCACUAAGUACAUUGUGAUCAUCAUUGUACCAAUAUUUAGUGUAGAUAUAAUAUACUAAAGAGAUUGAUUCUACUUGCUUGAACAUAUGCGCUUAUUGAACACUUUUCUAAUAUGUUGAGUUGUUUA
Molecule: messenger RNA, 2297 nt
Organism: Physcomitrium patens
Lineage: Eukaryota; Viridiplantae; Streptophyta; Bryopsida; Funariales; Funariaceae
Molecular function (GO): protein binding
Source: RefSeq, a predicted model, not a curated record